Messenger RNA from Populus nigra (black poplar), 3135 nucleotides. RefSeq lists its product as uncharacterized. The coding region runs from base 1 to 3135 and encodes 1044 amino acids. NCBI's taxonomy places the organism in Eukaryota, Viridiplantae, Streptophyta, Magnoliopsida, Malpighiales, Salicaceae. The transcript is spliced from 2 exons. The record is from RefSeq and is a predicted model, not a curated record.
AUGGAAGAUGAAGCACGUGCUUACCGUGAGGCUCAUUUCCAAGAAGAGUUGGACUCUUUAAAGGAUAGUGUGGCUCGCCUUACCAGCUUACUCGAACAAGUACUAAGGAAUACCUCGGGUGAAGGUCCUUCAGCUAGGCCCGCUCCUCUCCCAACAAACCAACCUGAAGAGGUAAUGGGAGGACAUGCACAGGAGCCCCAACACAAUCCAGUUUUCAUGCAGUCGCCAACACCCGUACCACCUGUACCAACACCAGUACCAAUUGUCAUGGAUGCAUUCGUUAAUGAGUCCCACAAAACUAAGCCCUCUGAGGAUCUUGAUCAAGAUAAGAUGGCAGCACUAGAGGCCAGGAUUAGGGCCAUUGAGGGAAUAGACUUAUAUGACCCUGUGCGAGCUGUGGAAAUGUGUUUAGUCCCUAAUGUGGUGGUACCAAAGAAAUUUCGAGUUCCGGAAUUUAUCAAAUACACCGGCACUCAAUGCCCUGUUACCCAUCUCAAAUCUUAUUGUAACAAAAUGGCAGAAGUAGUUCACGAUGAAAAACUACUAAUGCAUUUCUUCCAAGACAGCUUGAGUGGAGCGGCAUUGAGUUGGUAUAUGAGGUUAGAUAAUACCAGGAUCCAUACAUGGAAGGACCCCGUGGAUGCUUUCAUCAAGCAAUAUAAAUACAACAUGGAUAUUGCUCCUGACAGAACCAGUUUGUCUAACUUGGAGAAAGGAGAUAAGGAAAGCAUAAGAGAUUCGGCCCAACAAUUCACGGAUUCUGUGGCCGUGGCUGAACGAAUAGAACAAGGAGUAAAAAGUGGAAGAAUCUCUGCACCUGUGGAGAAAAAAGGUUUCGGAGCGAAGAAGAGAGAGAUCGACCAUGUCGAAAGUAGUUACAGAAGCAAGAAAGGCCCUUUCCAAACAUAUAACCCUCAAUCCUCUUCACCCCAAGUUGCCAACACCAACUUCAACUUUCCAAGUCCAGCCAGGAAACUUGAACCCCAAAGCCACCAAGUAAAAAACCAAGAUGAAAGUUUCCCCAAAAGAAACUACCGAAGAGCCUCAGAACAAUUGCCUCCAUUACCGUUACCCCUAAAUGAGAUGUACCAAAAGCUGCUAAGUAUUGGGCAAGUAGUCCCUGUGCCUUUGGUACCUCUCCAACCACCUUACCCCAGCUGGUAUAAACCGGAUCUCACUUGCGAAUACCAUGCCGGUAUAGCUGGACACAGCAUCCAUACUUGCAAUGCCUUUAGGAGGAAACUUCUGCAGCUGAUCAAAGCAGGAUGGAUAUCAUUUGAAGAUGCCCCUAGUGUCAAUGCAAACCCUCUACCCAAUCAUGCUUCGGGUAGUGGGUCUGUAAACAUGUUAGAAGAGGGACACUCAAAAAUCUUAAAGGUGUCAAUGGAUAGGAUCUACCAAAUGAUGGUAGAUGCAAGGUAUGAAGAGGGUAGCGAGAAAUGUUGUGCACUUCAUAAUGAAAAAGGCCACGUGAUCAGCCAUUGCGAGGGCUUUCAUAAAAAAGUGAUGCAAAUGAUGAGUCGAGGGAUGUUGCGAAUUGAGAAAGCAACGAAUGAAGAGGUGUUCAUGAUGGAGGCACCAAAGAAAGAGGUGUGUCGAGUACAAUUCGCUACCGGAAAGCCACCCAGAUUGGUCUUGUCCAAACCAGUGGUGGAACAUAAAGGGAACUAUAGUGCUUUACCUCACAACUAUGGGUACUCUUUCAAAAGCACUCCACAACCGCCUAUCUUUCAAGCAGAAAUUGGGGGUUUGACCCGUAGUGGCAGAUGUUUCACCCCAGAAGAGUUGGAAAAACAAAGAAAGGCUAAAGGAAAAGAAGGGGCAGACGUAACUGAAGAAAUAAACAAACCUGUCACGGAAGAGGAAACCAACGAAUUCCUAAAGCUGAUGAAACACAGUGAAUAUAGUGUUGUUGAACAACUCAAGAAAACACCAGCCAGAAUAUCGUUAUUUUCUCUGAUUCUAAGCUCUGAGCCACAUAGAAAGGCUUUACAAAAAGUACUGAAUGAAGCAUAUGUUCCUCAAGACAUCAAUCAAGAAACCAUGGAACAUUUAGUGGGAAGAAUCCAAGCCUCGAAUUAUAUAUACUUCACUAAAGAUGAAUUGAGUCCUGAUGGUACUGGGCACAACAAGCCGUUAUACAUUACGGUGCGUUGCAAGGAUAUUCUGAUCGGAAAGGUGCUCAUUGAUAAUGGUUCUGCAUUGAACGUGCUACCAAUGCAUAUGUUGAAAGAAAUGCCUGUCGAUGAGUCACACAUGAAGCCUAGCACCUUGAUGGCGAGAGCAUAUGAUGGUUCGCCAAGGCCGAUCAUUGGGACCCUAGAAGUAGAGCUAUAUGUGGGACCGCAAAUGUUCUUGAUAACAUUACAAGUAAUGGACAUUCAUCCAUCUUAUAGUAUAUUAUUAGGAAGGCCAUGGAUUCAUACAGCUGGAGCAGUGGCUUCUUCAUUGCACCAAUGCUUGAAGUAUAUCAUGAACGGAAUGCUUAUAACUGUCAAAGCCGAAGAGACGGUUUCCAUGAUAAGAAAUGUGGCCAUACCUUUUAUUGAAGCAGAAGAUUGUAGAGAUGGGAAUAUUCAUGCUUUUGAAAUUGUGAAUGCAGAAUGGGUUCCUGAAGGAAUAGUGCUGAGAAAGCCUCAAAUCCCAGAAACGGCAAAGAUGGUUGCCAAAUGCUUUUUAAAGAAUGGGGUUCCUUUUCAAUGUAAUCCUGAGACUAAAAUGCCCAGCCUGAUCAAGCCAAGCUAUGCAAAUCAAAGAUUUGGGCUUGGAUAUAAGCCCAAGAAAGACGAUUACAAGCGGGUCACUCAGGUUAAAAGAGAAGCAAGAAUGGCGAGAAUUGAAGGAAGAGAGCCAGAAGAAGAAGAAUUUGUCAUCCCACCACUCCGAGUGUCUUUCCCAAGGGCUGCAGAAGUUAUUAGAUCUGGCAUAGUGGAUCUUCACAUCAAUACCUUGGAGAGCCAAGAAGAAAAACGAACAGAGGAAGCGGAUCUGGAGAUAAAGGAUGAGGUUUUGCCACAGCUCUCCAUUCACACCAUUGAUGAACCUCCUGCCAGAUUUUUCGUGCGAAGAUUGGCUGAAGGGGAGGUGUACCAGAACUGGAAGAUGGAGCCUGCUCCUAUUGUGUUUAAAAAGUAA